Molecule: messenger RNA, 1455 nt
Organism: Fragaria vesca subsp. vesca
Lineage: Eukaryota; Viridiplantae; Streptophyta; Magnoliopsida; Rosales; Rosaceae
Product: histone-lysine N-methyltransferase ASHR3-like
Exons: 11
Coding region: 1-1455 (484 amino acids)
Biological process (GO): regulation of DNA-templated transcription
Cellular component (GO): chromatin; nucleus
Molecular function (GO): histone H3K36 methyltransferase activity; protein binding
Source: RefSeq, a predicted model, not a curated record
AUGCCGAACCUCGCGAACCUCUCCACCUCGGAUUCUCUAGCCGUCGCUCACUGCCCUAAUCUCAAAUCUCUCUCGGUCACAGACCCGCCGGAACAUAGCUGCUCGGUCAAAACCCUAGGCGUUGACGGCGACUGGGACCAGAGGAGGAUGGGGCUCGCGACUCUGCCCAACGGCAACGGCGCCGGAAGUUCCAAUUGCAAGAGUUUGGAGGAGCAUGUGAGGGAUUGGGUCUGCCGCAGAUUGGAAUUGGGGAUUUCCGAGUCCCGCAGCUCAUUGCCUUUCCUUUACGGUGCAAAGAAAUUGGCCGAGUGCCAGAUUUGCCAUCAUUUUGUCUACCCUGGGGAGGAGAUCUUAUGCUCUGUUCGUGGCUGUCAAGGACCCUAUCACCAGGGAUGUGUGAAGGAAAGGCUUCGGAUCUCUAACAUGAAAAAGUUCACUUGUCCGCAACAUGUAUGCUUCAUUUGCAGACAGAGGUUACACUGGCGCUGUGUACAUUGUAUUAUAGCAUCCCAUGAUAAAUGCGCAGCGUGGCCGGAUAAAGUGAUUCAUUUAGUAGACCAGCCAGGGAGAGCUGUUUGUUGGAGGCAUCCAACAGAUUGGCGGGAGGACAGGAAGCAUGCAGUUUCAGCAAGCAAUACAGAGGAGGUAUUCUUUCGGUUGCCUCUGCCUUACACUGAAGAGGAGUUCAAGAUUGACCUAAUGUGGAAACACAGGGAGAACAAUGUAGAGCCUCCUCCAUAUACGCAUAUCAGGCGUAAUAUUUACCUAGUCAAGAAGAAGCGAGAUGAUGAUGAUGAUGAUGAUGUUGGAUGCAGCGGUUGUACAUCUGUAUGCUCUGUGGAUUGUGUUUGCAGGCUUCAAUGCAUAAGUUGUUCAAAGGUUUGCCGUUGUUCUGAAAAUUGCACAAAUCGUCCAUUUCUGGAGGAGAAGAAGAUCAGAAUCGUCAAGACCGCACACUGUGGUUGGGGAGCAGAGGCAGCUGAAUGCAUUAAGAAAGGCGAUUUCAUAAUCGAGUAUAUUGGGGAAGUUAUUGAUGAUGCUUUGUGCGAACAAAGGCUUUGGGACAUGAAAUACAAAGAAGUGAAGAAUUUUUAUAUGUGUGAAAUUCGAAAAGACUUCACAAUUGAUGCUACUUUUAAAGGAAAUCCAUCACGAUUUCUAAAUCACAGCUGUGAUCCGAACUGUGUCCUUGAAAAGUGGGAAGUUGAGGGGGAAACACGUGUCGGUGUGUUUGCUGCAAGAUCAAUAGAAGUUGGAGAGGCAUUAACAUACGAUUAUAGAUUUGUGCAAUUUGGACCCGAGGUGAAGUGUUAUUGUGGUGCAUCAAAUUGUCAAGGGUACCUUGGCUCCAAGAAAAAGAUUUGUAAGAUGGAUCUUUUCUGGGGGAAGAAACGCAAGAGAACACCCACUGCUUGCAUAGCUAUCCUUAGGGAAUCUCUGUCAACAAUUUCUUAA